GAGGAGGAUAAUGAAGGCUUCAUAAACGUGUGCGGCAGCGGCUUAAUGCUCUAUGGGGAGUUGCAUGAGAAGCUGUUCAAGCACCAGCGAGAAGGUGUUGCCUUCCUGUACCGCCUGCACCGGGAGGGCAGGCCUGGUGGCAUCCUGGCAGAUGACAUGGGCCUGGGCAAGACCAUCCAGGUCAUUGCCUUCCUCUCGGGCAUGUUCGAUGCUGAGCUUGUCCAGCAUGCCCUGCUCAUCAUGCCCACCACCCUGGUCAGCAGCUGGCUGGCUGAGUUUGCCAGCUGGACCCCUGGCCUGCGUGUCAAGGAGUUUCACGGCACCAGCAAGACAGAGCGCACCAGGAACCUGGAGAGGGUCCAGAGGAAGAAUGGCAUCAUCAUCACAAGCUACCAGAUGCUCAUUAACAACUGGAAGCAGCUAGGUAGCUGCCGUGAGCAGGAGUUUGUCUGGGACUAUGUCAUUUUAGAUGAAGCACAUAAGAUCAAGUGCCCGUCUAACAAGACGACCAAGUGUGUGUAUGCUAUUCCGGCCCAGCACCGCAUCCUGCUCACAGGCACUCCUGUGCAGAACAAUCUGCGGGAAAUGUGGUCCCUGUUUGACUUUGCCUGCCAAGGCUCCCUCCUGGGAACUGCCAAAACUUUUAAAAUGGAAUAUGAGAACCCUAUUACAAGGGCAAGGGAGAAGGACGCAACUCCAGGCGAGAAAAUGCUGGGGCUAAAGAUGUCGGAGAAUCUCAUGGCCAUCAUAAAGCCCUAUUUCCUCAGGAGAACCAAGGAAGACAUCAAAAACUAUAGUGCUGGUGAAGUAGAUGCUCUUCUUCCUGAGGAUCCAAGUGAGAACAGGGCUCCUGUCAUGCCAUCUCUCACUAGGAAAAAUGACUUUGUUGUGUGGGUGUACCUGGCACCAGUGCAGGAAGAAAUCUACAGAAAAUUUCUCUCUCUGGAUCAAGUGAAGGAGGUGCUGAUGACAACCAGAUCACCUUUGGCUGAGCUGACAAUCUUGAAGAAGCUCUGUGACCAUCCCAGGCUUCUGUCUAUGAGAGCCUGUUUACAGCUGGGCUUGGAAGAGCAGGACUGCUCUGAGGAGGAUCCCGGGAAUGAAGCAGGUGUGCUUUCAGGCUCAAAUAAAAUAGAUUCUCUCCCUGAUGAGAUUGUGAUCAAGGAGUCUGGGAAGAUGCAGUUCCUUGUGGGACUGCUCGAACGAUUGCGAGAAGAGGGACACCGGACCCUGGUGUUCUCACAGUCGAGGAAGAUGCUGGAUAUCAUAGAGAAUGUCCUGUCUCGCCGGCAAUUCCAGAUCCUGCGCAUCGACGGCACCGUGACCCACCUGACGGAGCGGGAGAGACGCAUCAAUGCCUUCCAGAGCAACACGGACUACUCAGUCUUCCUGCUCACCACACAGGUCGGGGGCGUUGGCAUAACCUUGACAGCAGCCAACCGAGUGGUGAUCUUUGAUCCCAGCUGGAAUCCUGCGACUGAUGCUCAGGCUGUGGACAGAGCUUACAGGAUCGGGCAGAAAGAGAAUGUGGUGAUUUACAGACUGAUCACCUGUGGCACUGUGGAAGAGAAGAUAUACAGACGGCAGGUGUUUAAGGAUUCGUUGAUAAGACAGACCACUGGUGACAAAAAGAACCCGUUCCGCUAUUUCUCCAGGCAGGAACUAAGGGAGCUUUUCACACUGGAAGAUACUCGGUCAUCUGUGACUCAGAUCCAGCUGCAGUCCCUGCAUGCCACGCAGAGGAAGACUGACCUGCAGCUGGAUGAACAUAUUGCUUACCUGCACUCCCUGGCAAUGUUUGGCAUUUCCGACCAUGACCUGAUCCACACACAGGAGACGGCUCAUGAGGAGCAGGUGGAGAGUGAGGAAGCUCAUCAGUACAUCCAGCGUAGGGUACAGAAAGCCCAUGAGCUGGUCCAGCUGGAGUCCCAGCUCAGAGACCAGAGGAUGGAGGGGAUCAUAAACACUUGUGAAGAGAAGAGCCAAAGACCCGCAGGAUUGGUUUCUGGGCCAAAGAAAUUGUCUCCAGGGUUGAAUGACAAAAAUCACUUUGUUUCACCACUAGUAGCUGCUGCACAUGGAGAAGACAGAGUUAUUGAUCUUACGGAGGACGAGGAGGCCCAGGUGCUUAACAUCAGCUCCAAAAUGACAACUCUGAUUAUUGGUGACUUGGAUGAAGAGAAACCAGUGCAAGAUGUGUCCAGUAUGGAGGCAGAGCUGCUUAAUACCAGCAAGACAGAGGGACCAUCUGAUAUACAAGAAUGUGAGCAAAAUUCUGAAUCCAGCCGUAUACCAUCAUCCCCUGGAGUCAACAAAGAGAGUCAGAGCCUCCAAGAGAAAAAGCAUUCCCAUGUAUAUUCAGACAGCUUGGCUGAGGCAGGGAAUGACCUGUCUGGGUAUUGUCAGCAGUUUUUCAAUGACUCUGGCACAGAUAACAAACUCAAAAGGGAUGCAGAAAUGUCAGUUCAGGUCCUUGACCCACAGGCUGCCCUGGGGACAGAGCAGAAAGAAGUUCCUGAGCCAGCUUUGGCUUCCACAGUGCUGAGCUUAUCAAACUUGACACCUGAAACCCAUGCUGGGCUCCACAAGUCUCAUGUGCUGGAAGACAGCUCCAAGAACAUGUCUGCACCUUCACUCCAGGAUCAAGUUGACUUCAAUCUGGUCUUGGAAGAGUCUGAUGAGGGAAGGCAGGAUGCCUCAAAUAGGGAAGGAUCAGUGGAACACCCAGAGAAGAAAAGCUUCCAACUCCAGGCAGAAAGCUUGUGUAAAUCUCCAGCCAAAGAAUCUCCAAUCAAAACAUCUCCACACCAAACGUUGCUGACUGAGCCCAGUGACCAUGGCAAACCCCGUCCUGCAGCUGAGGAAGAGCCAAAUGCUUCCCUGCACAGGAGCAUAGCUUCAGAGGGAAGCAGUGGUCUCUUUACUUGUGGUAGGAAGAAACGCUUAAACAGAAUUGUGUCAGACAGUGAGAGUGAAGAGCAACCUGAACAAAUACCCUCCUCUCCCUGGGACACCUCUCAGCACCAAUUUCUGGAAGGAAUUAGCGCGUCCACCCCUAAAUGUGACAAAACUAGAGCUAGACCCAUCUUUUCUCCCCAGCUGAUGAACAGUGGGAACAGGUCUAACGCUUCCAGGCGCUCGUUCAUCAACAGGGUGGUAGAUGAGGUAGAGGAUAUUGGGGAAAUCAUGGGAACCACUGAUGAAGAAGAUGAUGAUGACGACAGUGAUGAGGAGCAAGAUGAGCUUGUGGAAGAAGAAGCUGAGGAGUGCAGUGGGGAAUCUACUGAGCCUGUAGAAGAACCUGCUGGAGAAACACUUGAUACAGGUGAAGAGUCCUCCCAUCUAGACAGUGUGGAAUCUGAGCAGUCAGAGGUAGAGGAGACAGAGUCAUCUCAGGAGGAAUCCACUGGUGAUGCUGAGCUUCAGCUGGGGGAGCAGAUUGACUGCUUCACCCAGGAAAGCAGCUCUGAAAAGAGGGUUGGCCAGAGCUCCUCUCCUGCUGUGGGAGAUUACAACACCUUGGUACACCGUGGGAAGAAACUUCAGGAUGAUGGAAAACUCCAAGAGGCAUUGGACUGCUUCCAGCAAGCACUUGACAUAAAAACUGGCGAUCCUGAAGUUAUGCUUCUGACUCUAAACUUGUACAGACAGCUGGCCCAGAAGUGA
Molecule: messenger RNA, 3666 nt
Organism: Acanthisitta chloris (rifleman)
Lineage: Eukaryota; Metazoa; Chordata; Aves; Passeriformes; Acanthisittidae
Gene: ERCC6L
Product: excision repair cross-complementation group 6-like
Exons: 1
Molecular function (GO): DNA translocase activity; ATP-dependent chromatin remodeler activity; ATP binding
Source: RefSeq, a predicted model, not a curated record